AUGCGAAUCUUCAACAAAAAUGCAUCACGAAAAGCCAGGACCACGAGCAUCGCGUCGGUGGUUAGCACAAACUCCUCUCAUGACGAAGAAUCGCACAAAGUUGCCGUUUCGCGGUCCCUCGGUGCAGCACUAUGGUCUUGCGCCAUUCACCUCCUCCCCAUCGCAGUGUCGUCUACGAUAAUCGCACUGAACAUCAGGGGAACAUAUCUAGGAGCGGACUUAAUGUCCCCAGUGCGAUCUGAGACGAUCAAUCUCAUGCUCUUCCAACUAGCCGCCAAAGCACAUGAAAUCACCAUCGUUGCUAGCCUGGGCAUCAUCGUCCUGCAGUUUGUCCGACAAGAACUGCUGUGGGGUGAUGGUUUGCCGCUUGGUCUUCUGGGCUCGGGACUUGCGUUCAACCAUCUCGAAUAUUUCUUCUCGAAGGAGUUCUACGGUAGUUUACGAUAUGUUCCGGCCGCUGGGCUCAAGUCCCGCAAGGUCGCGCUGAUAGUCGUUAUCAUCAUCGCCGGGAUUAUCGCAACGCUAGCUGGACCCGCGAGUGCUGUCCUGCUGGUUCCCAAGUCACAAGACUGGAGUGCGGGUGGGACACCUUUUUACCUCUCUGGUACAGAGGACGUUUUUUGGCCCAGCAGUCUAGCAGGAGACUUGUCUGAAGCGCAGCAAUUAUGCGGCAACGGUCGUUCAACGCAUCUCGGAGUAUGUCCAGGAGGCGGCUACCAGUCACUUUGGAGUCACUGGGGAACUCUGAACAGCAGCACAUAUCAGAGCGAAAGUAUCCGGCCCUACGCAAAAGAGCUAUCGGGCUCGCAAUUUUACUGGCGAGUCUCCAGCCCAUCGUCCAUGGUUGCACCUCUUUACGCUCUGGGCGAUGUUCAGCCGGGGCCAAAUGGGAAGACUACGCUUGUUCAGCCACAUGCUGCCCCGGCCACGGUCCUCCAGCAGGUUUCCAAGGACUGGUGGGAGGCUCUUAGCGUGCAGAAAGGGCUGGCGGCAAAUCAAGUUGAUGACCGUGUCGCUGCGGCCACGUUCAAGAAUGCCAUCACCGUGGCCCGCUGUGGGCCACCGGAGAAACUGAGCGCUGACAGAAGCACCGUCCACUUCCCUUCGAUCAACGGCCGCUUCAACUAUGCCAACAACCUGCCCCUCGAAGUUGAUACCCUCAGCCCUAACCGGACGGACCACCUGCGCUUUCAAUGGGUCCAUCUCCCCGCACGGUUCGGCGCGGCCAGCAUCGGAGCGGUGUUUGAGUCGCCCUGGGGGAGUCAGUGGGAAGGUAGCGCUUCACGGGCGGUAAUGGGCUGUACGGUACAGGCUGGAUGGGUUCCAGCAACAGUAUACACGGACAAGUACACCUUUUGGACCGGCUGGUACCCGUGGAAUAUUCUUUUUGGGGAUCGAACCCCGGCGUACAAUCAGGGUUCCAGCGAGUCGACAAACGGCCGGGUUGCGUUCGGAGGCGACUGGCUUGGUCUUUUGACUCCACCCGCUCCUAUCACGACGCCUAAUGCCUCAGACUGGCACCCAUCGACUAUUGAGAGCAUCUUCGUGAAUGCGGGCUUGGCCAAUAACACGCAAUCUGACAACUCAACAGAGAGCACGCCAUCAGACGCCUGGCUCGCGGAAGACACCUCAAGCUGGCAAAUGGUCUCCCUCGUCGAGUCCAUUAUCUGCAGCGUCGUCGUCGACGGACUCAGCCGGACAGGAAGCCACCGAGUCUUCGAUACCUCAGGUCCAUCCCCCGACUGGCCCAUAGCAAACUACACCCCGCUCCAUAAAUUCAACAGCCUAGUCCUCGACAGCAAACCUGCCCUCCAACCGCCAUCAAACAACCCAGAGGAGUAUAUAACCCUCCAAGCCACCAUGAAAAUCAGCGGCUUCUCAAUGCAGAGCUCUCUCUCCACCUACCUCUCCAUGUCUGUCCUUUUAGUACACAUGGUCAUGGCGACCAUCCACAUCAUCUUCCUGCUCGUCAAGCGGCACACGUCCGGAAGCUGGAGUACAGUCGGCGAGCUUAUUGCGCUCGCGCAGAACUCUCCACCCGCUUAUGAAGCUCUCGCCAAUACGGGCGCGGGGAUACAGCACUCGAAGACGUACUCGCAUGUCGCGCGGAUCAGGACUAUUCGCAAUGCGGGGUCAGCUGAGACGAAGCGUAUCGAACUGCAAUUCGAGGAACCACCUGCCUCCGUCGGUACUGAGAGUGAUAAUCCCGGGCGGGAACUGCAUACUCUGCGAGAUACCUUGCUUCGCCAUCCAGCUACGUGGCCGAAGCACCGGGCUCGGUACGGCGGUGGCAAUGGCGAUGCCUGGGGCUCCGCGGGCUCGAGGGAACAUUUGGUCCCCGGACUCACGGAGCCGGGGAGAGAAGCCGGACGUGUGCAGCUUGAUAGUCGGUAUGGAUAG
Messenger RNA from Aspergillus calidoustus, 2400 nucleotides. NCBI's taxonomy places the organism in Eukaryota, Fungi, Ascomycota, Eurotiomycetes, Eurotiales, Aspergillaceae. The record is from the annotation of a GenBank genome assembly.